AUGAAUUUGACAAAGAGGAAUGGAAAGAAGAACAAAAAAGAAUUUUAUAAAAUAUAUGAAGAACAAGAAGGGUUUGAUGGAGUGGAAGAGGAACGAGGAAAAUUUAUUGUAUAUACUACUGAAAAGAAGCCAACCCUUGGUUAUACUGGUGGUAAA
Entrophospora sp. SA101 is the source of this 156-nucleotide messenger RNA. Lineage: Eukaryota; Fungi; Glomeromycota; Glomeromycetes; Entrophosporales; Entrophosporaceae. The record is from the annotation of a GenBank genome assembly.